Leptosia nina is the source of this 372-nucleotide messenger RNA. Lineage: Eukaryota; Metazoa; Arthropoda; Insecta; Lepidoptera; Pieridae. The record is from the annotation of a GenBank genome assembly.
AUGAAGUGUGUUAUUAAAUUUCUACUCCUCAUAACUCUAUUUAUAACCGUCGCCAGUGAAGACUUUCAAGAUAAUCCCGAAGAUGAAAAGGCCUUCCAGGAGUUUUAUGAUCAAUACGAUGACGAUAAGGAAGAGAAAAAACCAAUUGUCUAUGAUCUGAAGAAAUCGAAGGAGUUGUUCACUAAGUACAUAAAAGAUUUUAAUAAGAAAUACGACACUUAUGAAGAUUACAAGACUCAUUACAAGAACUUUGUCGAGAACCUGAAGUACAUCAAUAGUGUGAACUCGGGAGGCCGUUCCUUCUCGACGGAUAUUAAUUUGUUUUCGGAUAUGAAAGCGGAGGAUAUUGGGGGGAGCAACGAGAGGAAGUGA